AUGAAUCAAAAUAACCAAGGCGGAGGUCACGAUGGUGCCAAUGGAAACAACAAUGACAAUAACAAUGCAGGUACAGGGCCUGGUACCGGCGGAGGAGGAGCCAGUCGUCUUCAACCUCACCAGGCCACCAAGUUGGUGCUGGCGUACCAAAACGAAAUGAGACAAGCACGUGCACCAGGAGUUGAUCCCGCUAAGGCUCAAGAGCAUCUUAAUAGAGCUGAGCAGAUUAAGCUGAUUCUCGUCAAGUAUCAGCAACAACGAGCCAAGUUACAACAGCAGCAGCAACAGCAGCAGCAGCAGCAGCAGCAGCAACAACCACAACAACAAGGUGGACCCAAUCAAGGGCUUCAAGGGCUUCAAGAAGGUCUGCAACUGUUGCCCCAAUCACUGCCUCAAAUGGGUAACAAUAUGAACUUUCAACAGCAACAGCAACUGCAAGCAUCUUCUGUGCCCCAAAGGUUGACACAAUCUGCUCAAUCACCGCAGAUGAUGGCAAGCAGUCCAGGGAUGGCCAGAACACCCAAAUCAGCAAUGGGCUCUCCUAUGAUGGGGGGCAACCAGCAACAGAAUAAUCUCCAAAUGAGAGCAGCUACAAGUAGUCAACUACAGUCUAUUCCACAAGGAAGCAACAGACCUCUUUCUCAACAACAACAACUGCAAGUAUUACAAGGUGGAAACAAGGGUCAGUUUCCUUCUACUGCUAAUAAUAGUAACAGUAAUGCUGCUCCUCCUUCUACAGCUGAAAGUAACUUCACGAUUGAAAAGUUCAACCUGUUGAAAACCAAGUACGAAGAGGUCAAUAACUUACUUCAGCAGUGUGAAAAGCGGAAGCAGUUACUGCAAAACCCUGCAGAAGUAGAGAAAAUCGAUGGUGAUAUUAAUCAUUUGAAAGAGAGAAGUAAUCAACUAAAGAAAUUGCUUCUUCACGUUAGAAGUCAGCUUAUCGCCAGACAGAAUGCCAAUAAUGCUGCUGCUGCUGGUCAAACUCAAUCUGGCACUGCAGCCGGGGCGCUGGGUUUUCAGCAGAAUAUGGCCAAUAACGCUGGUCAAAGAUCAGCAACAGGAACAGCAACAGUAACAACAGGAGCAGCGAGACCCCCAAUUUCACAACAACCAACUGCAAUUCCGCCAAACAAUAACCAAGCAAGAGUAUUUCCACCACAACAACAGGUUACUACACCUGGAGCACCCGUUUCAGCAACUCCAAGACAAUUACCUCCUACAGCCAACCAACAAAUCAAUAAUACCAGUGUUCCAACCUCUGGCCAGUCUUCGCCACCACCCGUUUCAAUGGGUGGUGUUGCUGAAAAUAACAAGUCUUCUUUACCUCCAGGAGGAGGACAAAAGUCAGGGUCAGUUUCUAAUUCAGUAAGUGCUACGGGAACUCCUGGUUCUUCAACAGGAGGGAAACAACUUCCUAAACCAACUACAACUGUUGGGCAACAACCUGGAAGACCCAGUCCUGCUCCCAACCCCGCGUUGGCUAAUAUCACCAGAAGUAGUGUGCCAUUAAUUCCUAUUUCCAAUACCAUUAGUGUCAAGCCUCCUCAGCCAGUUACAUUGAAGCAAGGAAGUUCAAGACCCACCAUCACGGGUGGUGUUGCUGUUGGUAUGGGCCAGAUUUUAGGGACUCCAGCCAUCACCAAAUUACCCACUUUUGAAUUGGCAUCUGGAAGUGGAGCUGGUGGUACCAUUCAAGAUAAUGGUGGCCGGGUGUUAACCAAGAGAAAGCUUUCUGAAUUAGUUAAUACUAUAGGUGCAGAUGAAGGAGAUGGGAAGACUGUUAUUGAUGGUGAUGUGGAGGAAUUGUUGUUGGAUUUGGCAGACGAAUUUAUAUCCUCAGUUACCAGUUUUGCUUGCAGAUUGGCCAAACAUAGAAAGGUUGAUACUUUAGAUGUUAGAGAUGUUCAAUUGCAUUUGGAAAGAAAUUGGAACAUCAGAAUUCCGGGUUAUGCCAUGGAUGAAAUAAAGGCUACUCGGAAAUGGCAACCAAGCACAGCAUACAACCAGAAGUUACAAGGUGUGGAAAUUGCAAAGUCUGUUAAUGGAAACCUUAAAUGA
Messenger RNA from Lizanozyma spartinae, 2061 nucleotides. RefSeq lists its product as uncharacterized. Gene Ontology annotation, biological process: DNA-templated transcription initiation; RNA polymerase II preinitiation complex assembly. The coding region runs from base 1 to 2061 and encodes 686 amino acids. Gene Ontology annotation, cellular component: SLIK (SAGA-like) complex; transcription factor TFIID complex; SAGA complex. The transcript has a single exon. Lineage: Eukaryota; Fungi; Ascomycota; Pichiomycetes; Serinales; Debaryomycetaceae. The record is from RefSeq and is a predicted model, not a curated record. Gene Ontology annotation, molecular function: DNA binding; TBP-class protein binding; protein heterodimerization activity.